CUGCAAUCGCAGUAUACAAUGAUCCUGGUAAUGGUUCGGAACAUCAUCUUCCUCGUCUUAGGCAUUAUGUUGGGCAUUCGACUCACCGAUUUCAUAGGCUACCUGAAGCUGUGGAGGAAUAACGACUUGCGGGCGAGUGAGAGGGCGGCUCUACUUAAGUAUCCAGUGGCCUCGGAAGAGCACCUGGCUACCUGGUUGAGAAGGGAGGUGCGCAUACUUUGCCUGGUGCUCACGAUGCCAUCUUCGCAUGCCACAAAGGCGGCGCUGGUGAAUCGGACAUGGGGAGCCCGGUGCAACAAGCUGAUCUUCAUGAGCAGCCAAAAAGAUCCCAGCCUGAACAUACUUCAGAUAAAUAAAUCCGAAUCCCGGAAGAAUCUAUAUGCCAAAGUGCGGACAGGAAUGGCCUACGUACACGAGCAUUACCUCAACGAGUACGACUGGUUUCUGAAGGCCGAUGAUGACACUUACAUUGUAAUGGAGAAUCUGCGCCUGUUUCUAUACCCUUACGAUCCGGAGUCGUCUGUGUACUUUGGCUGUCGCUUCAAAGCGUAUUUUUCCCAGGGCUACAUGUCCGGUGGCGGAGGCUACGUGCUCAGCAGGGACGCCUUGCGCCGUCUGAAUCUGUUCGCGCUGAACAGCACCUCCAUCUGCAAGUUGAACGGGGAGCCCGAGGACGUACAGAUCGGUCACUGCCUGCAGGAUGUGGGUGUUGUAGCGGGAGACACCCGGGACUUCCAGGGACACCAUCGCUUCCUGCCCGUCAAUCCCUUCACGGUAUUCCCCACCAUCCUAACUAACUCCUGGCUGGAGGGCUACUUCUUCCACAAGCCAAAUGUAGGAUUGCAUGCCUAUACACACAACUACAAUGCUCAUAAAGUAAUGUUUUGCUCGUUUAAGAGAAGUGACUGCUGUGCUGCAUCGGCUAUAUCCUUUCACUAUGUCAAAGACUUUGAGUUCGAGCUUUUCGAGUUCUUCCUGUACUACCUGAGAGUCUUUGGAUUGCACAGGACGCCGAGGGCUCUUCCGUCGCGCUUGGGAUUCCAUCAGAUGAACGAGCGGCUGCAGUAUUGGUCCCAACAAGUCACCGACAACAAGAACUAACCAAGGAUAUCCAAGGAUACCCCUGCCUAUGAACCCUUCAUCUACAAGCAUUGCAUACUUUAUCAACGAUAUGGAACAUAAGAAAAUAUAUUUCUACAUUAAAUUGAGAGUUCAAUCG
Molecule: messenger RNA, 1219 nt
Organism: Drosophila mauritiana
Lineage: Eukaryota; Metazoa; Arthropoda; Insecta; Diptera; Drosophilidae
Product: glycoprotein-N-acetylgalactosamine 3-beta-galactosyltransferase 1
Exons: 2
Coding region: 19-1101 (360 amino acids)
Cellular component (GO): membrane
Molecular function (GO): N-acetylgalactosaminide beta-1,3-galactosyltransferase activity
Source: RefSeq, a predicted model, not a curated record